AUGUCGCAGACGCAAGUCUCGAUGUACUGUCAACAGCCGUUCCGCGCAAAUCAAAAUACUACGAGACUCAACGAUACUCCCCCAGAGCAGCAACUCAGUACGGGCAUUGCGGCAGACUACUGUUCACCCGAAACGCGUCAUACCGUUGUCUCAGGACCGACUCAUGCGGACAUCCCGAUACCUCUCCAUCAAGAUGAGCUUGAUGACAGUCCUCACAUCGUUGGCCCGGCUGUCACCAGCGACAGUCACGUAUUAGCUGAUUACUUGAGUACGGUUCGUCAUGGCUCGCGUUCAACGCCCAUGGUUCGCCCCAUGCUCGGCGGUGAUGCUGAGCCGGUUAUCUUCACCCGCGUUCAGCCUCGUCCAUUGGGAAUGACAGUUGACCCAACACCGCCUUCAUUGCAACUCCAGAUGCUUGAAAAGCUGCUUGAACCGUGGACUGACAGGCUAGUCGACUUGUAUCUGUCAAAAGCCAACGUCUGUUUUCCUCUACUAGACGAGGACUCUUUCCGUGACCAAUACCGAAGCGCUAGAGACCGCAUCUCUCCCGCCGUGCUAGCCUGCCUCUACGCCAACAGCCUGACGUAUUGGAAGUUCGAUCCAAUACUUUCGUCUGAGCGAUCACUGAAGAUCGAUCGUCGUUAUUCAGAAGUCCGCCACACUGCUGAAGAAAUCGUUUCUCUUGUGCAGGAGCUCGAGGACACCCAGCUCGGCGACUUUUGGUUGCCCGUCGCAGCUUUCACUUUCUCACAUACUGUCACCUUUCUGAUUCGCUGUGCUCUCGAAACGGAAGACGACCCCCACACGGAGGUUGUGGACAAGCUGUUGACACCUGAUCCGGCUGACGAUGUGCUGCCGAGCACGUUUUUAGAGACGCAGCAGCAGCUCAUGCCGGAGUUCCCGUUCAUGGAGGACAUGUUCUCGUACACAAAUUUGGACUUCUUCCAAAGUUAA
Messenger RNA from Verticillium nonalfalfae, 954 nucleotides. RefSeq lists its product as uncharacterized. The record is from RefSeq and is a predicted model, not a curated record. Bases 1 to 954 code for a protein of 317 amino acids. Lineage: Eukaryota; Fungi; Ascomycota; Sordariomycetes; Glomerellales; Plectosphaerellaceae. The transcript has 5 exons.